Molecule: messenger RNA, 1139 nt
Organism: Rotaria socialis
Lineage: Eukaryota; Metazoa; Rotifera; Eurotatoria; Philodinida; Philodinidae
Source: the annotation of a GenBank genome assembly
AUGUUACGUGGAUCAGCAGUCAUAGGAAAGCCGCCAUCAACUCAAUCAGCGGAUCUACUAGAAAAACUUCUUCGUACAGAUGUAAUUUCAGUUACAUUAAAAUUUGGUUUUCAACAAAAACCAUUUAAAUAUUCAUUAAAUGAUACAUCCUAUUUAAUUAUUGAAAAGAUCUACCGUGAUGCAGAAACCUGGCUACGAUCUAUCGGAAUUAAUUUAAAGAAUUUACCUACAGUUGAACGUUACACAUUGUAUUUAUUUCGAAUACCAACAACAGAUCUAACAAUGGUACCCAUUGUUCAAUUAUCCGAUAUUGAACAAAAUUCAUCCAUUGAAUUAGUUAUCGUGCCCGUUGAAGUUAAUCUAAAUCCACAUGCUUUAUAUCGCUGCCAAUUAAAUGUACCAACAAAUUGCUCGAAAUGUUCACGUCUUAUUACUGGAAUUUAUCGACAAGGUUUUCGAUGUCGAAAAUGUCGCAUGACAUAUCAUAAAGAUUGUGCACCAUUUUCACUUGAUGAUUGUCUAGUGCCAAUUGAACUGCCAUCACAGGCGCCAUCGUCUCAAGUUCCGCAAGUUACUUUUGUUUAUCCGUUUGAUUUUGCAUCAACAUCUUCAACAAAUUUAUCCGUUAAAUCUGAUAAUACAAGUGUACCUAUCUAUAGUCCAUCGUCGAAUACUUCAAAAGAAAAUGAACAAUCGGUUGUCGCUACGACGAUUAUUGAUGAAGGUAUUUUUCCAGCAUGCAUUGGUGGUACAUCAAUUUAUCGACGAUAUCUAUUUCGUUUAACACCAAAUGCAUUAAAAUUAACAACAAAUUUAUCAGCAAUAUUUUCUCCACGGCAGUCAACACGGCAAUCAGCUGAUGUUGAUAUAGUUUUUCCUUUGGGUGAUUUAAAUGAUCUUAUUUUAACACAUUUCGUAGAUGAACGAGAUCAUAUAUUUGAAAUAUAUUUUCAAAAUAAAUUUGCUUUAUGUGUUGGAAAAAAAAGUGACUCAGAUGAUUUACAAAUGCAAACGGCACAAUUUUAUUCAUCAAUUCGUGACCAAUGGGAAUCAUUAGCAAGUGGUUCAUCAUCACAUUCACAACCAACAUCUCCUAUUGCCACUACGUCAACACCAGUCACAUCGGUUACUACCAAAGU